Messenger RNA from Sphaeroforma arctica JP610, 576 nucleotides. RefSeq lists its product as hypothetical. The record is from RefSeq and is a predicted model, not a curated record. The transcript is spliced from 4 exons. Lineage: Eukaryota; Ichthyosporea; Ichthyophonida. The coding region runs from base 1 to 576 and encodes 191 amino acids.
AUGUAUGGACUACAUGUACUGUGCACAAACCAUGUUUCGCGUUAUGCCACUGAUCAGUACGACAACGACCCUGCUCCCACUUCGGUGACACAGAUAGAAUUAUUCUGCGACUACAAGCCAGAGGGCUCGAAGUUCACAUGGGAGGACUUACAAAACGAUACAAAUCCUUUGGAUGAUGUAAAAGUUAAGAUCCCGUGCAAGGUGAACAUCAUUGACGAUGUUGAUGGCGGCACGAGAAACUGCAUGGUCAAACAGAGUCGAUAUGCGGAUAUUAAAUCGUACACGAUUAAGUUCGAUGAUAAAACCCAAACCUGGAGAGGAUUGGAUCGCCUAUUGCUUAAGAAGGAUUCGGGCGAUAAGAGUCACCUGAGAUCGAAAGUAGUCUUUGAUACAUUCAAAAAGAUGGAUCUCAGCAUCUGGGAAACGUUCAGGACUCACUUUACACACUUAGAGGUGCAGCUUAAGGUUGAGUCCGGCAAUGUAGACAUAGAGGAUAUGGGUAUCUAUACGAAUAUUGAGAAAGGGAAUGAGGACUGGAUAGAAACCAGAUAUAAAGACGGCUCAGGAGAUUUAUGA